UGCUGACAGAUCAUUUCUCGUUCACUAGAUCAGGAUCUAAGGUGUUGUAUACAAUCCAACAUGGACGAAAUAGUGGACUAGAUUUCGCCCUGCAUUGUUAUAUAUUCGUGGGAUCAAGCCAAGAGCAUUGAUCAGCGAGGUCUGGUUCCCAACUCCAAGAUGAAAACACUGGUACAACCAGGCUGUUUCCUAGUUUUGGUUCUCCGUGCUAUACUAAGCUUUCCAUUAGAAGAUGGGAGAAUUGACUACACAGAUGAUGGUUUAAACACACCAGUUCUAAGUUUCUUAGAACAGAAUAUUGGUGUUGAGGUAUCAGGAGGGGUGCUACGGGAAGGAGACAUUUACGUAGAAAAACAGAAUCGUCACGCUGUUGGUAACCCGCGGUUAACAUGGAGAGGGCGUCAUGUACCGUACGUACUAGACCCGGGAUUUGAUCAGGACCAAGUCAACAUUAUUACCACUGCUAUGGCGGAUUUACACGACUUAGUCGGGGACGAUUGUAUCAACUUCCAACAGAAGAUUGACAGUGACCGUGACUACGUCACUAUCCUGAAAGGCACUGAUAAUGGAUGUUACAGUGAUGUGGGGAGACAUGGUGGCGCCCAGAAAUUGUCACUAGCUCCUAGAUGUCUGCACAAGGGGACCAUAUUCCAUGAGCUUAUGCACACGCUGGGUUUUUGGCACGAACACACGAGACCCGACAGGGACCAAUACAUACAAAUUAACUGGGAUAACAUCGCGUACCAUAAACAGCCAAAUUUCUUUAAGAUGGACGAGCGUGAUGUUGUCGUGCUGGACAGGUACGACUUCUACUCAAUCAUGCACUACUCCAUGUACGCUUUUAGCAACAAUAAUCUGACUACUAUACAGCUGAGCGACAGCUCAGUUGAUACCUCCAGGAUAGGACAGCGUGUCAACCUCACAGCGCUCGACACCAUCAAAAUACGUAAACUAUAUAAUUGUGAUAAAAAGGAAUGCGAAAACCCAGGAGUUCUCAAGAAUGGAGGUAUAUCUAAAGACGAUAUAAGUAUAGGGUCGAGGAUAACAUACAAAUGUAACGAUGGUUUUGUUUUGAUUGGUCCAUCCGAGCGGAUUUGCACUGACAACGGGACGUGGACAGGGGAUACCCCAGUCUGUCUGGAUCCCACCAAAGGCAACUACCAUUACUGUAAUUUCGACAAUUCGUCAGUAUGUGGAUGGCAUGGUAAUUGGACAUGGACCAGCUUUCCAACACCAUUGCAGCAUACCGGACCGACUUGGGACCAUACAUGGGACAGUAGUAUAGGAGCGUUCGUUUAUGCCAGGGGUGAAGUCUUGCAAGAGCAUAACACUCUACAUAUUAUCUCCCCUGCUGUUCCAAAUAGAAACGUCGACUACUGCCUAACGUUCACGUCAUCGAUGCACGGUGAAAUGAUGGGAAUCCUGAACGUAAGUAGUAUUUCGUGUGGCGACACCGUGCAGCUUCAGUCGUGGCAGGGUGACCAGGGCGAUAGAUGGAACAGAAUCAAGCUGGAGGUCAAACUAGCAUGUGUAUCAGAAAGCUUUCAGAUAGCAUUCGAGGCUGGGAAGGGCCAGUCGACAGAGAGCGAUAUUGCGAUAGACGACGUCCUAAUAGGCGACUGUACCACCAUCCAGAGUUUUUUGGAAGAUCAGGAAUUUAACGCCGAGGGAACAAAAUCGAAUUACUGUAACUUCACGGCUACACUAUGCAAAUGGAUCCAGAGCAGCGACGACGAUUUUGAUUGGAUAUUACAAAGUGGACCUACCCGAACCUUUGGAACGGGACCCGAUUGCGACAGAACCAACUGUUCCUAUGGUUAUUACAUAUAUAUUGAGACAUCUGGACCACGCGCAGAAGGUGAUGUGGCAAGACUAUCCUCAAUUCUGCUUAAGGACAAUUGGUCUUACUGUUAUUCCUUCUACUACAAUAUGUACGGGGAAAGCAUAGGGACUUUAUCUCUACUGAAAAAGACGUCUACAAACGAAACGACGCUCUGGAAUAAAACGGGAAACCAGGGAAAAGGCUGGACGAGAGCAUCUGUAGAAUUCAUCACAUUAAUCAACGAGACGUUGGUGAUUCAAGCAACAAGAGGCCGUGGAUACAGGGGAGACAUUGCUGUUGAUGACUUUGAAUUAAUGUCAGGAAAGUGCAGGAAAGUUUUCGAUUGCGAUUUUGAAGACGAUUUCUGUACCUGGAGAAACCAAAAUACGUCCGACAUGUUCGAUUGGCUCAGACACAGGGGCCCUACGAAUACCCCUAGGACUGGUCCAACUCGGGACCACACGUCCGGGGAUGGUUUCUACAUCUACAUAGAAACAUCAUCCCCGCGAGUCACAGCCGAUACAGCUCGGCUAACCACCGAUUUCCUUUCGCCAUCUUCUUGGGGUUACUGCAUCAGGUUUUGGCUGUUUAUGUAUGGAAAGGAAGUGGGGAGUUUACGACUAAUUACAAAAGAUCAAAAUGGCAACGAGACAAUAAAUUGGAGUUUAACCGGUGAACAAAGCAACGUGUGGGAAUCUUAUUCCGUGUUUUUACAAGCAUCUUUCUUCAAAACUCAGAUAAUCUUUGAAGGAGAGGUGGGAUCAUCAUAUCGAGGCGACAUUGCUAUAGAUGACGUUUCUGUACAAGAAGAAAAUUGUUUCUCCUGAAAAAGAGCAGAUACACAGAAAAUAGCCGUUGUAUUCAGAAUGCUGAGGAAAUCGUUGGCUUUCAUAAAAUUAUCUGGAUAGCUAUAUAAAUAAUAAUUAAACCUUUUAGUGUCAUUUCAAUCGUUCGUACUGUUAAUCUUUGUUACUUGUUUAAUUAUAUUAACGAGUUAAAAUCGUAGAACAUCUGCAAUUAAUAAUAGCGAUAGUUUAGGGUCUCUACAUUCCUUAAGGCAUAAUGUCGUUUAAAAAACACAUUCGUAAAUCCUGAUGAAAAAAUAGAUUCAGAUGCUAUCGAAUAUGAAAAAAUAUGACAAAAACGUUGAAAUAGCUGCAAAAGAAACACUACUCAUAACUUCCUGGAGUGAAGAAAAUAAAACGACGAUCGAAUUCAAACAGAAACAUGUUCCUUCUUAAUCGUUUGAUAUUACUAACUGUAUGCCAUUCCAUUUAAAUACUGUAAUUCUGAAAUUUAAAAGACAUCUACUUUUGAAAGUACUAGGAAAAUACUCAAGUACUUGGAGUUAUUAUGUUUCUAUACAUAAUGUUUAUGUAGUACAUUGUAUUAAUCGAAUACUGUUUCUCCUCACUUCUUUUUAUUUCUAACGCAUCACUCGCAUAACUCUUUUUCUGAGUGUCGCAAAUGUUUAUAGAAAGGUUUUAAUAGGAUAUACAGUCAAGCGAGUAUUACUGCUCAGAUACAAAUACAAAGUCAAGUGUUAUUUUUCUUUCACAAUGCAAAUAAAGUGAACUGCUGAAAUAAAGAAGAACCUGAUUGGUGUAUAUGGUUUUGUAUUGUACCGUGUAGCUUGCAGAAAUCAUCCUUUUUUUAAAUACCUUAUACCUGACUGGACGCGCUAUAUUCCAUCAAACGUGUGUAACUAGAACUUGCAUUUUAUUCCGAGAGAAUAAAUUUGGUAUCAUAUAACGUAGGACAACAUCGUAUCCAAACCCUGGAAUUUUAAGUAAUGAGAAAGAAUAAAUAGCUUCUACAUUUAAUCCACAAAUCACAAUACAUGAAUAUACAUAAAGGUUACAUACUACAUUGAGAUAUGAGCAUUUGUAGUUCCUAUUUGAAAAAAAACACCUGGUAGUAUUGAUUUAAUGAAUGCUGAAAGUGACGUAAUUCUCAUGUUUAUCAUCAUAAUACUCAUGCAAAGGGACAACAUAGGUACUAUGCCGCUAUUUAUUAGCUGUUCACAUCAAACAAUAUAGAGAAUUACUUCGUACACAAGUGUCUGAAAACGCAUAAUAGAAAAAGCGUUACAUGAAGAAUACAAUUUCAUACAGAAAGACUGUCUUUAGCAAAAUGUUAUGAGUGAACAAAAGCGAAAUUCAAACGUGCUUCAUACCGGAUUUAAACAAGUUUGUAUGUGUUGUUAAUAUUAACAUAACUAUUUACUGAUGAUGUUGAAAACGAUGAUUCUCUGUUGAUGAUUUGUUUCGAAGACACUGAAAAAUAAUUGUUUGCUUUGAAAGACCCUGAAAAA
Mizuhopecten yessoensis (Yesso scallop) is the source of this 4136-nucleotide messenger RNA. RefSeq names its product MAM and LDL-receptor class A domain-containing protein 1-like. NCBI's taxonomy places the organism in Eukaryota, Metazoa, Mollusca, Bivalvia, Pectinida, Pectinidae. The coding region runs from base 160 to 2649 and encodes 829 amino acids. Gene Ontology annotation, molecular function: metalloendopeptidase activity; zinc ion binding. The transcript is spliced from 20 exons. Gene Ontology annotation, biological process: proteolysis. The record is from RefSeq and is a predicted model, not a curated record. Gene Ontology annotation, cellular component: membrane.